This is a messenger RNA of Caenorhabditis briggsae, 2568 nucleotides long. It is a transcript of the gene Cbr-abt-1, whose product is annotated as Protein CBR-ABT-1. The transcript is spliced from 13 exons. NCBI's taxonomy places the organism in Eukaryota, Metazoa, Nematoda, Chromadorea, Rhabditida, Rhabditidae. The record is from RefSeq and is a predicted model, not a curated record. The coding region runs from base 1 to 2568 and encodes 855 amino acids. Gene Ontology annotation, biological process: lipid transport; transmembrane transport. Gene Ontology annotation, cellular component: membrane; intracellular membrane-bounded organelle. Gene Ontology annotation, molecular function: ATP binding; ABC-type transporter activity; ATP hydrolysis activity.
AUGGAUGUGUUCGAUAAUUUCAGAUUGUCGAAGCACAAAUUUGUGAGAAUGUUGAUUUGCAUUCCAAAGACGGUAGUGGACUACCGUUUUUCUACAGUAACCGAUGCAAUUCGUCUAACACAUUUGGAUUUUCCUGCUCUGGAAUUCACAAAAGACUUGGAAAAAGCAAGAAAACGAUUGAGUGAUGGCGACAUUGAUAUUUUGAUUCUUUUCACAAAACUGAUUGAAACAGGAAAAGACGUCGAGUACAACAUCAUCAGCCAAAACGGAGACCUGAAUAAGCACUACUGUAUUCACUGUGAUGAUAGAAGAAAGGAAACAUGGGGAAAUGCAAUCGAAUCACAAAUUAUUGUCAAUAGAUUCCUAUACUGGAUGGUCCGAUCUAGAGGAUUUAAUCAUAGGAAACCACAUUUUCAUUUGAGCAAUAUCUAUGUUAAAGGGACCGACAGUGAUCCAAUGUAUUCGAAAAGACAGACGGAUUUAUUUAUUGCAUGGCUGAUUCUCAUCCCAAUUUGCUCUCGAUUAAUUGACUUGUGGAACGACGAACGAGAGAGUGGAUUUUAUAAGUUGCUUCUUUCCCUUCGUGUCCGCCGAAUUGAAUAUUUCAUUGCAAAGUAUGUCUUCUGGUACGGAAUCUCUCUGGUCAUCAGUUUAACAGUUUUCGUUGUAAAUGUCUCUGUGGUCCCAGCAGUAUUCACUGCUACUUAUCUUCCAUUUUUGGUAUGCUACGUGGCAUGUAUCAUAAUGUUUACUGUUUUCCUGGCAACGCUUUUCCCUGGAUCACCAUUGGUUUCGAAAUUUGUUGGAUUCCUUUUGAUGGCAGCUGGGGAAUUUGGAUUCGGAAAUGUGUAUCAAGGAACCCUAUUUUUCCAACUUUCUGUUCGAUUUUUCGGAAAAACAGAAGGUGAUGGAUAUUGGAUAGAUGCAGUAUGCCUGAUGUGUAUGACGGUCAACAGUGUUCUGAUGAUGGCACUGUCUGUUUAUCUCGAUACUUUCUUUUUCUCAUACACUCAAGAGCCACUCAAAUUCUAUUUCCCCCUGGAAAGAUCAUACUGGAUGCCUGCUCCAAGAGGUCCUUUAGUUGACAAGUUCUUCAUAAAACAGAUUCUCGUUCCGAAAGUUGUCAAGAAUGAAUCAGCUCUCAAAAAGUCAGUAGAAGCAGCUUCUCCUAUCAAAAAAACCACAACGAAUGGGAAAGAAGCGAACCCAAAAGAAAUUUCGCAUUUCCCAUUGGUUGUUUUUUAUGGAAUUUGUAAACGAAUCAACAAUCAUUGGAAAGUGAAUCAGUUGAGUUUGACAAUUCGUCUUGGAGAAAUUCUGACUCUAUAUGGUCAUUAUGGAUGUGGAAGUGACGAGAUUUUGUCUAUUCUCAGUGGACAGAUGAAACCGGAAUACGGAGAAGUAAUGAUGGAAAAAUCACAAAGAUAUCUGAUAGUUUCGAUGACGGCGGAUGUUCCAAAUCUGAACUACCUCACAGUAACCAAUUAUCUUGAAUUUGUGUGUAGUAUGAGGGGAGUCUCUCUAUCAUUUUCAAUCUUGACCGAGAUGCUCGAAGAGUUGGAUCUUGUGAAAGUGCAGAAUAGACCUCUCGAUCUUCUCUCCACAACUCAAAAAGAGCGUCUCAGAAUUGCUGCUGUUUUUGUUGGGCAUCCCGAUUUAGUUUUAAUUGAUUGGCCAACAAAAGAAUCGUUACCCGAAUGGAAGUAUAUGAUCCUUCGAUUUAUUGAGAAACGGAAAGAGAAUAAAGCCAUCAUCAUAUCAUCAUACGAUGCAGAAGAAACUGAAGCGAUAUCGGAUAAGGUGGUAUUGUUAAGUGAGGGAUAUGUGGUUUUGAAUGGAUCCAGUGAGAUUUACAAACAAUCAAUGAAUAGUGUUUUCGAAGUUCGUCUUUGGCCUCUUUUUGCAUUCACUGAUGACCAAAUUCGUGGAAUGAUAGCUGCUGUGACACUUGGGGAUGAGCAAAUGAAGAAUGAUGCAAAGUUUUUUGAAACUUCGAAUGGAAAAAUCCGAAUCACUCUGCCGAUCAUUUACAGAAGAAGUAUCCCCUUGAUAAUUCGAGAAUUGGAAGCAAUCGCAGCACAAUAUGAAAUUGCUUUCUACGAAUUCAGCAAACCAAAUAUUCACGAUAUUUAUACAAAAAUUCCGGUUUCCACUUUCCACUUUUCGGACUCCGGAUUCUUGAGAAUUCUGGAUUCUGGAUUCUGGAUUCUGGAUUCUGGAUUCUGGAUUCUGGAUUCUGGAUUCUGGAUUCUGGAUUCUGGAUUCUGGAUUCUGGAUUCUGGAUUCUGGAUUCUGGAUUCUGGAUUCUGGAUUCUGGAUUCUGGAUUCUGGAUUCUGGAUUCUGGAUUCUGGAUUCUGGAUUCUGGAUUCUGGAUUCUGGAUUCUGGAUUCUGGAUUCUGGAUUCUGGAUUCUGGAUUCUGGAUUCUGGAUUUUGGAUUCUGGAUUCUGGAUUCUGGAUUCUGGAUUCUGGAUUCCGUUUCUCGAAAAUCGCAUUCCGGACAUUUAAUUUCACAGUUCCUGCUAUGAACCACUGCAAUAUCAACCACUGGAAAACUAUGACCAACUGA